Molecule: messenger RNA, 795 nt
Organism: Phanerochaete carnosa HHB-10118-sp
Lineage: Eukaryota; Fungi; Basidiomycota; Agaricomycetes; Polyporales; Phanerochaetaceae
Exons: 2
Source: RefSeq, a predicted model, not a curated record
GUGAAGGACGACGAAGGAAAGAUGAAAGGGUACUCUGAUGAUAUUGAUACCCUCCUUGUCUUCGUGAGUUCUCUCCCAGCGUGUCUGCACUCACUGGCAAUCUAUUUAAUCUCCACCAAGGCCGGUCUUUUCUCCGCCGUCCUCACCGCAUUUGUCGUCCAGACAUAUCAGAUGCUCCAGCCAUCGAGCGCCGAUCUGACGAACAAGCUCCUUACGACGAAUAACCAGAUGCUCGCCCAAAGUAACCAGAUCCUUCCACCAUUCGAGCCCUCGGUCUUGACACGGUGGAUCAACACGCUCUUCUUCGUCAGCCUCGUCCUCAGUCUCGCCGCCGCCCUGCUCGGCAUCCUCGUCAAGCAGUGGGUGCGCGAGUACAUGCAGUGGAACUCGCCUCUUGCGACGCCGCGAGAGAACAUCAUGGUGCGCCAGUUCCGCCUCGAAGCAUGGGAGGCGUGGAACAUCGCGGCGGUCGUCUCGGCGGUGCCGGCGCUGCUCGAAGUCGCCAUGAUCCUCUUCCUCAUUGGCAUGGUCAUUCUCCUCUGGACGCUGGACAACGUUGUCGCGAUCUGCUUGACAGCUGUAACGGCGAUGUUCCUGCUCGUGGUCGCCGUGUUCACCAUCCUCCCCGUGUUCUCUCGCCGGUGCCCGUACAAGUCACCCACGGCAUGGGCGGUUAUGGCGGCUUGUACGCUUACAUCGCAUUCGGUGACCUUCUGUCUAAAACGGGGCAGAGCGUAUGCCGCCCUGCUGCGUUCUCGAUGGCGCGCAUUUGUUGAGGGUGAGUCGUGCAAAUAG